Pelobates fuscus (common spadefoot toad) is the source of this 3113-nucleotide messenger RNA. It is a transcript of the gene TTC13, whose product is annotated as tetratricopeptide repeat domain 13. Bases 48 to 2576 code for a protein of 842 amino acids. NCBI's taxonomy places the organism in Eukaryota, Metazoa, Chordata, Amphibia, Anura, Pelobatidae. The transcript is spliced from 23 exons. The record is from RefSeq and is a predicted model, not a curated record. Gene Ontology annotation, molecular function: protein binding.
GCAGGCGGUUCGCUGGACUGUACACAUACACAGAGUGAGGGCCAGUCAUGGCACCUGUCCUGUACGGGCUGGGCGCUCUCCUGCUUCUAAUGACCGGGGCUCCGGGCAGAGAGCUCACCGGAAGUUGGGGAGGGGGCAUAGCAGAGGCCACUUUAUACCAACCAUUCCUGAGCCCGGAGCUGGGCAGGCAGGCAGGGCCCGGGACAGCAGGCUGCACUCACCGGAACCAGGAGUCCGACUCCGCCUGGGACUUGGAGGACUGCGAUUCCGCAUUUUUCACGUUCCGCGAACUAGACUGUGAACCGAGAGGAUCACCAGCCUGUGAAUCCAUCAUAUCACUUAACACAGAAAAGAUUUUGAGCCAAGCAAAGACUCUGGCUGAACAGAAGAGGCUUCCAUUCAUCACAGACGAUGAUGACACAAAUGAGGAAUUAGCUAUUGGAUAUGUGUUAAUUGGCAGUGGCCUGCAUGAUGAAGCAAUUAAACAUUUUUCAUCCCUUCUUCAGGAAGAUGGUGAUCUUGUAAGUGCUAUUUAUGGCCGUGGAAUAGCUUAUGGCAAGAAAGGGUUGCAUGAUAUUAAAAAUGCAGAACUUGCUUUAUUUGAUCUCAGCCGCGUAAUCAGCUUGGAACCUAAUCACCCGGAAGUAUUUGAACAAAGAGCAGAAAUUUUGUCACCUUUGGGUCGAAUCAGUGAAGCUUUGAAUGAUCUCAGCAGAGCUAUUCAGUUACAGCCAUCCCCCAGGCUGUACAGGCACAGAGGCACUCUGCACUUUAUAUCAGAGGAUUAUGUUGCAGCAAAUGAAGACUUUCAGCAUUCCCUUGAUCUGAAUGAAAACCAGCCAAUUGCUGUCUUAUACAAAGGAUUAACUUUUUUCCACAGGGGUCUACUAAAGGAAGCCAUUGAAACAUUUAAAGAAGCCUUGAAGCUAAAGUCAAACUUUAUUGAGGCUUAUAAAAGCCUUGGCCAGGCCUACAGAGAGCUUGGCAACUUUGAGGCAGCAAUGGAGAACUUCCAGAAAGCACUGAUGCUGGAUCAGAAUCAUGUACAGACCCUACAGCUAAGAGGAAUGAUGCUGUAUCACCAUGGGAGUCUGCACGAGGCCCUCACUAACUUUAAGAGAUGCCUGCAGCUCGAGCCAUACAAUGAAGUGUGUCAGUAUAUGAAGGGCCUGAGUCAUGUCUCCAUGGGCCAUUUUUAUGAAGGGAUAAAAGCUCAGACUAAGGUCAUGUUAAAUGACCCUCUGCCAGGGCAGAAAGCAAGCCAAGAAUACUUGAAAGUGAAGUACUUAAGAGAAUACUCUCGCUAUUUACAUGCACACCUGGAUACUCCAGUUACAGAAUACAACAUUGAUGUUGACCUGCCUGGAAAUUUUAAGGAUCAUUGGGCAAAAAAUCUGCCAUUUUUAAUAGAGGACUAUGAAGAGCAACCAGGACUGCAGCCACAUAUAAAGGAUGUUCUGCCUCAAAAUUUUGAAAGCUACAAGCCAGAGAUACAGGAGCUUGUGUGUGUAGCAGAUCGUCUUGGUUUUCUAAUGCAAUAUGAAACGUCAGGAUUCCUGCCAAACAAGAGAAUUCAUAGAGCAAUGGGCCUGGCUGCCCUUGAAGUCAUGCAAUCUGUGCAGAAGACUUGGACAAACUCAAAAGUGCGAAUCAAUGGGAAAACCAGACUGAUGCAGUGGAGAGACAUGUUUGAUAUUGCAGUAAAAUGGAGAAGGAUUUCUGAUCCAGACCAGCCUGUGUUGUGGUUAGAUCAAAUGCCUGCUCAAAGUCUUAUCAGAGGAUUCAACAAUCACAUCAACCUUAUCAGGGGCCAAGUCAUCAAUAUGCGAUACCUAGAAUAUUUUGAGAAGAUACUUCGCUUUAUAAAGGACCGAAUCCUUGUUUAUCAUAGUGCCAACAAUCCAAGAGGACUUUUGGAAGUUAAGGAAGCUCUAGAAAAAGUUUACAGAGUGGAAGAUCUCUUACCAAUAAUGAAGCAGUUUAACAGCAAAACAAGAGAUGGGUUCACAGUGAACACAAAAGUCCCCAGCCUCAAAGAUCAAGGGAAAGAAUAUGAUGGAUUCACAAUUACUAUAACAGGAGAUAAAGUUGGCAACAUCCUGUUUUCUGUAGAGACACAAACAACAGAGGAUCGAACACAAUUGUACCAUGCGGAGAUUGAAGCAUUGUAUAAGGAUCUUACUACUAAAGGAAAAGUGCUAGCCCUAUCCUCAGAACUGGGAGAAGCAGAUGUUGUGUGUGAGCUGAUUCUGUCAUUGGUGUAUUAUUUCUACAAUCUAAUGCCUCUCUCUAGAGGAUCCAGUGUUGCAGCAUAUUCUGUAAUAAUGGGAGCUUUGAUGGCUAGUGGUAAAGAGGUGACUGGGAAAAUUCCCAAGGGCAAGCUGGUUGAUUUUGAGGCAAUGACUGCACCCGGAGCAGAGGCUUUUACAAAGAGUGCAAAAAGCUGGAUGAAUUUUAAAAGUUUGCCUUCCUCAUACAAGAAUCUUCCAUCGGUUUCUGAAACAUUCCCAACACUGAGAACAAUGAUUGAAGUGCUGAACACAGACUCCUCUCCUCACUGUUUGAAGACUUUUUGACAGGGGAUAUAUUUAAGCAAGCAAUUGGCUGGGACUUUGCUUAUUAAGUUAUUUUUUGCAACAAAAAGUGAAAUUGUGAACAAAGCCGGUCCUAUUACCACUUGAUUUUUAAUUUACAUGCAAAAAAACUUGAACUGUUGCCAGUAGUUUUUAUUCUGUCACCAACCCAUAAAGCAGUCGGACAAACCAGAACAACAUUUCUGAACCGUAAUGUGAAGUGAACAAAAAAAUGCAUCAUGCCCUGAUUUAAUACUGUUUUUUCUUUGUAUUUCUUUAUAAGAUUGGGGUUCUAACUUAUUUUAAGGUUUGGUUUUUUUUUUGGUGAAGGGUAAGGAAGUAUGUAAUAAAACAAUAUAUUUGCAUGUUUACAAUCAUGAGCAAAGAUGAUCAAAUGGAGAGGUGCCAAUUACUUGCAUUGUAAAUGGGCUGUGACACAUUCAAACACUGUAACUAGUUUGUUUUAGAAUAAUUAUUAGGAGUAUCAACUCCUGGAAUUUGAGAGAACCUUAUGAAAUGACAAUAAAAGUUACAAUACAU